AUGAAGCUACUGCCACUGCUCACGCUUUCCUGCUGUUCGAUUGUCGUUCUAUCGAAGACUACGGAAACGAACGAUCAAGCGUUACGCGCACGUGCAUCGGCGCAACUCGAGAGACUAGCGCCCUACCGACGAAUUGCGUCGAUUCAAGGAACAUCCGAUGAGCAGUUGCAAUUGCUCGAGAAUGCGGCGAAGGACUCAGAAAUUAUGAAACUCAGUGAUCAACAGGUCUACGAGAUCUAUCACCUUCUUCCGGAGAAUCUGCAGAUGGAUAUCGUGAACCAGGUCGGCGGGAAUCGCGCGAUGAUCGAGAUGCUAGCGAAUCAGAAAUACGCGGCGUUGAUGAAGGACAGAAUAAAGAGAUCAGGAUCGAAACGCGAGAUAUACAAUCAAGAUGGGUACGAGUCGCCACCUAGCGGGUAUCCGUCGCAAGAAUACGAGGGUUAUCCACCUGAACCGUACGGAGAGCAUUACGGAGAACAUCAGCCGUCUGGAUCCGAUUCUGCGUCGAUUUUGAAGGGAUCGGGCAGUUUGAUCGGUGGCAUAGCCAAGGGUAUAAUCGGUGGCCUCGUCAGUGCAUCGGGCAGCGCAUCGAAAGGCUCCUCGUCGAUCUCGGCGUCGAGUUCCCAGUCGAGUGUCCAGUCGAGCUCGUCUUCGAGUACCUCCGAUAAGCCAAAGCCGGAAUAUGGACACGUUUAUUCGUACAGUGAUAAGGCGUUCGACGUAUGGGACUUCAAAAAGGCGAUCAUUAGCACGUUAAUGCAAGCCGUGAAAGCCAUAAGUGGCGGCGUGAUUGCUUUGAAAGGUCAGCUACUGAAAGGAAGCGGUUACCUUGUUGCGACGAAAGGCAAAAUUAUUACUAAAACCGGGGAUGCAAUCACGACAUUGGGUCGCAAUAUCGCUAAGAGUGCUGUGCACCCUUAUCCGGCACCAUCUCAUCCUGGUCACUUGUACGAUUAUCCUCCGGAGGGUCACGAAGAAAGUUACGACGGACCACCGCCCAAUAUCGAGGAAUACGGCGAGCCCCACGAGGAGUAUCAGGGAAACUCGAAUUACGAGUCGUCCUCGGAUGUCGGUGACCAGGCGGGCCUUCUGAUCGUGAAAGCGACGAAACCGAACAGUAACGAUCACCAUAGCGUGAAUUCGGACACCCAGAAACCUGCUGUAACGAAACCGGGAGACAAUUACUACGGCCCGCCACCGGAACUACCCAGCAAAGAUGUGGAAACCACCGUGGUAGGGCACAUAAACGUCUAUCAAAAUGUUAAUCAAGAUGAUCAAAACGUGAAGUACAAUCGCCCACUGCCAACCUGUUCAGCAUCAUUCUCACCGAAUCAUCACAGUCCGCUGUCCAUUCAACAGAGUAUCGAGUAUCCACCGAUACACCAUCAAUACGCUUCUCCUAUUAAAGAAACAUUGGAUUUUCCAAACGAAGAUACAUCUAGCAACGAUCUGUCCGUAUACUCGAGUUUUUCGAUCGACACAGACCCCAAGAUAGAGUCGAUUAAAAUAUCCGGAAUAAAAGUCGGAGGUGACCUCGAGUUGCCCAAGUUCCAAUCGCAGGAGAACAUUCAUAAUGUUCCCUUGCUCGCAAACUCUUAUCCCAUGUUGGAAGAACCACUAAAAAUACCAUUGUUGAAUCCAUACUCGAGACCAUAUUGGCAGAAUCAGGCAUUACUUCAGCCAUUCACUAAUUUCAAUCUGCACGGUUUGUACCGAAGAAGAAGUAGCGUACCGAGAAGAAGAUCCGUCAACGAGGUCGCGCAACGUAUGAGACUGCGUCGAGGGUAG
Molecule: messenger RNA, 1788 nt
Organism: Eufriesea mexicana
Lineage: Eukaryota; Metazoa; Arthropoda; Insecta; Hymenoptera; Apidae
Exons: 6
Coding region: 1-1788 (595 amino acids)
Source: RefSeq, a predicted model, not a curated record